GAAAAAUUCUUUUGUGUUCUUUUCGCUGGAAAGUAACAUUCUCUGUUUGGAUUGAACACUGAAUCUCGGUUUUCAAAUCUAUUUUUCUGGCAAGGAUUUUGUGAUCAUAUUCUUUUUCUGGUGAGACACACAAGCUUCUUCAUUGAGCCAGUCAUUGCUUCCACCAUUGUUGGAAGGUCACGGGUAUUCAAUAAAGCGUCUUCAAGCAGAUGUACGUGUGUCAGGGGACAUGAUGAUGGGUGAUCCUCAAAAGCAUAGAAUCCUGAUGGUGUCAGAUUUUUUCUAUCCCAACUUUGGUGGUGUGGAGAAUCACAUAUAUUACCUCUCACAGUGUUUGCUCAAGCUAGGCCACAAGGUGGUGGUUGCAACUCAUUCUUAUGGAAAUCGGUCUGGGGUCAGAUAUAUGACUGGUGGUCUGAAAGUCUACUAUGUUCCAUGGAGGCCGUUUGUUAUGCAGAAUACAUUACCAACCUUCUAUGGAUUACUACCAAUUAUUAGAAUUAUUCUUAUCAGAGAAAGAAUUACAGUGGUGCAUGGACACCAAGCCUUUUCAACAUUUUGUCAUGAAGCUCUUAUGCAUGCAAGAACCAUGGGAUACAAGGUUGUGUUUACAGAUCAUUCACUAUAUGGUUUUUCUGAUGUUGGAAGUAUUCACAUGAACAAGGUGUUACAGUUUACCUUGGCAGAUGUGAGUCAAGCCAUUUGUGUUUCCCAUACAAGCAAGGAAAACACAGUGCUGCGGUCAGGUUUGCCACCUGAGAAGGUUUUUGUCGUACCUAAUGCUGUGGACACUGCCAUUUUCAAGCCUGCAGUGAAUCGUCCAAGCGGACCAGAAAUUGUUAUUGUUGUUAUCAGCAGAUUGGUUUAUCGAAAGGGAGUUGAUUUACUUGUUGAAGUCAUUCCAGAAGUAUGCCGAUUACAUCCUAAUGUUCGUUUCAUUAUUGGAGGUGAUGGACCUAAGCGUGUGAGGUUGGAAGAGAUGAGAGAAAAGCAUUCGCUUCAAGAUCGAGUGGAAAUGUUGGGAGCUGUGCAACAUGUACAAGUUCGAUCUGUUCUGAUAUCUGGGCACAUCUUCUUAAACAGUUCUUUAACAGAAGCUUUUUGUAUAGCCAUAUUAGAAGCUGCAAGUUGUGGAUUAUUGACAGUGAGCACAAGAGUCGGAGGAGUUCCUGAGGUUUUGCCCGAUGAAAUGAUUGUUUUGGCAGAGCCUGAUCCUGGUGAUAUGGUGCAUGCAAUUCAAAAGGCAAUAUCUAUGCUGCCAAAGAUUGAUCCGCAAGUCAUGCAUAAUCGAAUGAGAGAACUCUACAACUGGCAUGAUGUUGCCAAAAGGACUGAAAUUGUAUAUGAUCGUGCUUUGAAGUGCUCCAACCAAAAUCUUCUUGAAAGACUCUCACGAUAUCUCUUCUGUGGAGCGUGGGCGGGCAAGCUGUUUUGCUUGGUCAUGAUUGUUGGUUUCUUGUUAUGGCAGCUAUUGGAAUUAUGGCAGAAUAACAAAAAGAAUACACAUGACGUUAACACUAAUCCGAGGUCCCAGAUCUUGAUAUGGAGAUAAUCAUCAAUCCUUUGCGUGAGUGGUCAUGGAGAUACAUGUGUGGCUGAAAUGGAUUCUGUACAGAGAAAACUGUGCGGUAUGUUCUAAUUAGUGUUAAUAUUAUUGUCAGCAUUACUUUGUUGAGGGUUGUAGACAAACAUGUUAAAUUGAAGUGUGAAAUCAAGGUUCGAAUUUUUUCUGUACAAGAGCAUCUCGAACCAUAAGAAGUUAAUAACUAUGAACCUGUAGAAGAAACUGUAGAGUGACACUGACAUCCAAAUAAGCACCGGCUCUUUCUGUGAAAUGAGGUUUUUUUCCUCCCUUACAUGGAGUGAAAAUAAAUGUUAUUUAAUAAAUAAUUUGCCCACAUAAAAUCAGAACACAGAUAUGUAGUGCUUUCACAUGAAGGGUGCAGCGGCCUCGGUAUAUAGAAUUGGACUAAUUUCACUCACAAUCUUAGGUUCUUAGUGAGAUCAGUGUUAGCAACACACUAUUUAAACAUGCUUCUCUACAUUUUCUAUUGCACGUUAAAUAAAUUUAUUAGGAACUACAAAUCAUGAGUUAGACAGUGAAACUUAUUAACACAAUUUUGUAAUUUUCAAUAAAUUACAUUAAAUAGUAAAGAAUAUGUUUCUAACAUUUCAUCAAAGUGUAUUUGACUAUGUUUCCAAGUACAAUGUGGUUCAUUAACGGAAAUAAAUAUACCCCUCUCUUAUUUAAUAUCUUAUAAAUAACUGGGUUGUUUAUGGAGAGGAUAGCG
Messenger RNA from Vigna radiata var. radiata (mung bean), 2291 nucleotides. Its product is annotated as phosphatidylinositol N-acetylglucosaminyltransferase subunit A. The record is from RefSeq and is a predicted model, not a curated record. The transcript is spliced from 9 exons. Gene Ontology annotation, molecular function: phosphatidylinositol N-acetylglucosaminyltransferase activity. NCBI's taxonomy places the organism in Eukaryota, Viridiplantae, Streptophyta, Magnoliopsida, Fabales, Fabaceae. Bases 230 to 1552 code for a protein of 440 amino acids. Gene Ontology annotation, cellular component: glycosylphosphatidylinositol-N-acetylglucosaminyltransferase (GPI-GnT) complex. Gene Ontology annotation, biological process: GPI anchor biosynthetic process.